Mesorhabditis spiculigera is the source of this 1644-nucleotide messenger RNA. NCBI's taxonomy places the organism in Eukaryota, Metazoa, Nematoda, Chromadorea, Rhabditida, Rhabditidae. The record is from the annotation of a GenBank genome assembly.
AUGAUUCGCAUUUGGCUGCCGGAAUGCGGCCGCAUUAUGCGUACAACUACUGGAUUUAAGGCGACUGAUGGGAUGAUCGAUCACCCACGUUCAAAGGCUCAACGUCUCGGCAUCCGCGCCUUUGCUGUUCUCCUCCUCCACUUCAGCUUCGAACACGUUUACACUCCCAACAUCAACGAGAGGCUGCUGAAGUUCAAACCACUUCACGACUCGCACGUUGACGAGGACGUCAGUUUUGCACAAGGCUGCAAGCAACAUUUUCACCAGCUGGCCGCCGACCAGAUGACGCUCAUCGACACUCGCCGUCUGAUGUACAAGCAGGCGCGCCAUCUGCGCAACCUUUUCACCUCAAACGGGGUGUCUGUUCCGGCCCUUCUGAAGGAGGCGCUUAUGGAACAGCGCGUAGCCGGUGGCCGUGAGGAUGGUCAGCCCCAGGAAGGUGGCGGCUCGCUUGAGGGUUUUGACGCGAUUCAGGCGGGCAACAACUACUACCAGAAGUUGUUGGUCUACGCGGAUGCGGUCAAGGGAGUGCUCGAAGAGCUCGAAACUUUGCUCACGAACAACGAGCGAAUCAAAUGCGACAACGUGAGGCUGACUGCUGCGUUGAGCGACGCGGAGGCCCGGCUCGAUCGAAAGAUCCCUGCUUGGCGAGUCCAAUCCGGCUACGAGACUGAGCCGGCGCCCCGCAACUACCUGAUGCUUCUCACGGCGUCGACGAUGCUGAACGCCGCUCUGGGUGGAGAUGUCCUCAACGAUCCUGACGCACCCGACACCCCGCCAUCGCCGCUGAACGCCGCUCAGCACGAUCCGCCCGUGCGCUCCCCUGCGAUCGGCUUCGAGCACUUGUCUUCGGAGGGUCUGGACGACAUCCAGGCGGUCGUUUCUUCGCCAACCACGUCGCCUACCGCGCCGGCUCGAGACCUCACCAACGAGCAGACGAUGAACAGCGGCUAUUCCCCGGCUCUCUUCACCACUACCGGGCUCGUCGUCCUCUGCGCCUGCCCUACUCCUGUUAAAACGAAGGAUCCAACAUUGAUUUUCCUUUGUGUCAAUGAAUACGCACCGCAUACGCUGCUCGAUGCGAAUGAGAGAAUGCAGAAUUUCGAGACGAUCCACAAUGCGCACGUUGAAGACGCGGCUACUUUUCUCCGCAGAACCAAAUCGCUUUUCCUUGAUCUGAGUGCCGAACAUCUGCACCUCACAGACGUCCAACGCAUUGUGCUCAAGAAUAUGCGCCACGUUCGCAGUGUUUUUGUCAACAACUCCCUGCCAACCCCGGAUCUCGUCACGGCCGCUCUUCGUGAACAGCGCGUAGCGGGUGGUGUUGAUCUUGACCGUGAAGGAGACCGGCUCGACGUGACCUCCACCAACGCCUCCUACCACGCCUCACUGACCCCAUAUGCCGCCGCGGUUGACCAAGUGAACCAAAUGAUCAACGGACUCGGCGACGAGAACCUGCGCGAGAAGUUGGAGAUCGAGAAACUGGCUGCCAUCCUUCAAUCGGCCGAAAUUGUCCUCGACAAGAAGUUGCCCAAUUGGCGCGCCGACCACCCGUACCCCCGAUCCGGAGCACAAGGACUAUAUCCGCAUCCUCGAUCCUGGCUCCCCGAACGCCGCCGUUGCUUUGGCUGCCCCCCAGGAGAA